This is a messenger RNA of Hypanus sabinus (Atlantic stingray), 2646 nucleotides long. It is a transcript of the gene prss12, whose product is annotated as serine protease 12. Lineage: Eukaryota; Metazoa; Chordata; Chondrichthyes; Myliobatiformes; Dasyatidae. Gene Ontology annotation, cellular component: membrane. Gene Ontology annotation, molecular function: serine-type endopeptidase activity. The transcript has 13 exons. The record is from RefSeq and is a predicted model, not a curated record. The coding region runs from base 60 to 2522 and encodes 820 amino acids. Gene Ontology annotation, biological process: proteolysis.
UGUAUGUAGGAUUGAUCGCUCCGGGAGUCGCAGAUGGGUGCUGGCAGAUCACGAUCGCGAUGAGGACCGCUAGCAGCUUUCUGGCUGCGGCCGCUCUGCUCUGCAGCGGUGGAGUCUGCUGCUUUAGCGCGGCGGGAUCCAUUAGCCUCCCGGGCGACUGUCUGUACAGCCGAGCCGGCCCGGCUAUUUCACGGCGAUCAUUCGGGAUCGCCGAGUCCGGCCACAGGUGCCUGGAGUGGAGCGCCAUCCCCAGUUUCGUCGAGAGGUACCCAGACAAAGGUCUGGGGGAUCAUAACUUCUGUCGCAACCCCGACGGGAGGCUCAAGCCCUGGUGCUUUAUCAGAAAUCGCCGUGGAAGGAUCGAUUGGGCUUAUUGCGGCUGCAGGCAGGAUUUAGUCCGAUUGCAAGGAGGUCAGAAACUUGGCGAAGGCAGAGUUGAAGUGUAUGUGAAUGGAGUAUGGGGAAUGAUCUGCAACAAGAACUGGGAUGAUCGGGAGGCCUCAGUCGUUUGUCGGCAGCUCGGACAUGGUCAAACUGGCAAAGCCAGUCAGAUCAUCCUUUCUGGCUUGGCAAUGGCUCCCAUUCACUGGAGUAACAUCCAGUGCCGGGGUGAUGAACACAGUAUAUUUGAGUGUUCAAAGGAGACCAGGAAGCAUGGCAACUGCCUCUACAAACGGGUGGCUGUGGCUACUUGUUACCCUCCCAAAGCAGCUGUAUUUGUUCCAAUCCGACUGGUUGGUGGCAGCUCCGAAUACGAAGGCCGGGUGGAAGUCUAUCGUUCUGGGCAAUGGGGAACUGUGUGUGAUGACCACUGGGAUGAGGCAGAUGCUGAAGUUGUCUGCAGACAAUUAGGCAUAAGUACUCCAGCCAAGGCGCUCACAUUAGCAUUUUUUGGAGAAGGAUCUGGUCCAAUAUUGCUGGAUGAUGUACAGUGUACAGGCAAUGAACUGUCUAUUGACCAGUGUCCCAAGAGUUUGUGGGGAGAGCACAACUGUGGGCACAAGGAAGAUGCAGGUGUAACCUGCAAUCCUCUGAGGGACGGUGCACUACGCCUGGUUGGAGGAGGGGGCAGCCACGAAGGACGGCUUGAGGUAUUUUAUAGUGGCCAGUGGGGAACAGUCUGUGAUGAUGGCUGGACAGAGCAGAAUGCCCAAGUAGUUUGCCAGCAACUGGGAUUCAGGUAUGCACAGAAGCCUCUGGUGGGUCAAUUUGAACAUGGUUCUGGACCUAUUCACCUGGAUGAUGUCAAUUGUUCUGGUCAGGAGUCAUCACUAAUUUUGUGCCCUAGAAAUGAUUGGGGUCAGCAUGACUGCGGUCACCAAGAGGACGUAACUGUCAUCUGCACAUUCACUGCUGCAAACGACAUCCAGGAAAUCCCCUUUGGUCCUCCUAUCAGACUGAUGGAUGGUGAGAAUAAGAAAGAAGGACGUGUUGAAAUUUUUAUCAAUGGCCAGUGGGGAACCAUUUGUGAUGAUGGAUGGACUGACAAGGAUGCUGCUGUGGUCUGCCGUCAGUUGGGAUACAAGGGCACAGCCAAGGCAAGAUCACUGGCUUAUUUUGGAGAUGGUGUGGGUCCAAUACACAUGGAUAAUGUGAAAUGCACUGGGAGUGAAGAGUCACUGGACGAUUGCAGCAAACAGGAUAUUGGAAUACAUAACUGUCGACACAGUGAGGAUGCAGGAGUGAUCUGUGACUAUAGUGAUAAAUCAGCAGCAAGCAUAGGCCACAGAGGGUCCAUGAAUUCUCUCUGUGGCUUACGAUUGUUAAACCAACGGCAAAAACGAAUCAUUGGUGGGAAAAAAUCUUUAAGGGGCGGGUGGCCUUGGCAGGCAGCCAUCCGACUGAGAGCGUACCAUGGAGAAGGGAGACUGCUGUGCGGUGCCACUCUCAUUGACAGCUGUUGGGUCCUGACUGCAGCUCACUGCUUUAAAAGGUAUGGCAACAGCACAAAGAACUAUGUUGUGCGUGUUGGUGAUUACCACACAUUAGUGUCUGAGGAAUUUGAGGAGAAUCUUGAAGUGCAGACCAUUGUCAUCCACAAAGACUAUAAGCCUGAUGCUAAUGACUAUGACAUUGCCUUGGUAAAGCUUGAAGGAGACCAGGAACGUUGCAUCAAAUUUAAUGCCCAUGUCCUUCCAGCAUGUUUGCCACACAGGAGAGAACGUAUACAGAGAAGCAGCUCAAACUGCUACAUUACUGGAUGGGGUGACACAGGAAGAGCUUAUUCAAAGACCUUGCAGCAGGCUGCCAUCCCAUUGCUUCCCAAAAGGCAUUGUGAGGGGCGCUACAGGCACAGGUUCACUGGCAGGAUGCUCUGUGCCGGAAACUUACUGGACCACAAACGAGUAGACAGCUGUCAUGGGGAUAGUGGCGGACCCCUGAUGUGUGAGAGAGCAGGAGGUCGCUGGGUAGUGUUUGGUGUGACCUCUUGGGGACAUGGCUGUGGUAUAAAGGAAACCCCAGGUGUCUACACCAGAGUCUCUGCUUUUGUGCCUUGGAUUGAACGUAUGACUAACCUAUAAGGAGUUGGGACCAGAAGACUGGCGCAGACUGCUGAAGGAGCAUCACACAUCCCUUGUUCUCCAUCUCUUUCCCUGUGAAGGAACCCUCCAGAUUCACUCUCUAACAACAGGGGUAUUUCAGGAA